UCUGGUCUCCCCCCAGCUACGUUUAAUCCCGUUCCGCUUCCCGUUCCUCCACAGGAACGGCGGCGGUAGCUCAGCUGGUUAUCCCGCCCAGCAGCUCAACUCCAACAUGGGGGAAAUCAUCCUGCCACAGCGCCUGUUCCUCUGGUGCAUGGCAGUCAUCUACCUGUCUGCCUUUGUUUCGCUCUAUGUGCAGAUACCAGGUCUCUAUGGUAACGAUGGACUGUUGCCUGCCCGGUGGCAGCUGCGAUACAGCGGUAAAAGUCUGGGGGAACAGCUGCUGUCCCGUCCCACCCUAUUGUGGCUUGGACCUCGGCUUGGCCUGGACACGCACACUGCCAUGGAGCUGCUGUGUCUUAUUGGUGCUGCACUGAGUCUCGCCGCCUCUCUUGUAGAAGGUUUUAGAGACAGCGUGGUGUUUUUCUGCCUCUGGGCCUUAUACAUGUCCUUAUACCAGGUGGGGCAGGUAUUCCUCUACUUCCAGUGGGACAGCUUGCUUCUGGAGACAGGUUUCCUCUGUAUCCUCAUCGCCCCGCUCACAUUAAUCAGAGGGUCCCGAGGGGUCAGAGAGCACGACCGUGUGACCUUCUGGCUGGUCCGCUGGCUGCUCUUCAGGCUCAUGUUUGCCUCUGGUGUGGUAAAGCUCACGUCACGAUGUCCCACAUGGUGGGGUCUUACAGCUCUGACAUAUCACUAUGAAACCCAGUGUAUCCCCACACCGGCGGCCUGGUUUGCCCACCAGUUACCGGUUUGGUGGCAGAAAUUAAGUGUGAUGGGGACCUUCAUUAUAGAGAUUGCAGCACCUUUGCUUUUCUUCAGCCCACUGCGUAGACUCAGGCUGGGUGCCUUCUACUUACAGGUGCUGCUCCAGAUUCUCAUCAUACUAACUGGAAACUACAACUUCUUCAACCUGUUGACUCUGACCCUCUGUCUCUCACUUCUGGAUGACCAGCAUGUACACUUCUGGCUUCGCAAGACACAUAAGUCUAGCAGCAAUGUCCAGUCAGACUCCAGGCUGUGGUCGUGGCUGUGUUACCUAAUAGAGCUAGCAGUCUGGUCUCUCCUUAUCUUUGGAUCAAUUGUAAGCUUUGACUUGAAGCUGGGCACACCGAAAAACUUCAUUACCUCCAGAACAGCAUUCACAUACCACCAGUUCAAUCAGUUUCUGAAGACUGUCACCAUCCCCUGUGUCUGGAUCGGAGUUCUCUCCCUCACCUGGGAGAUGAUUACGUCCAUGUUCCGGUGUGCAUGUAUCUCUGGCUUCCUGAGGAGAUUUUUGGGAACUGUCCAGUGGACUUUGUUUGCUGCUGCAGCCGCUGCAAUGUUCACUGUUAGUCUGGUGCCAUUCACAUACAUAGAGUAUGACUCAAAUGCCAGGCUGUGGCCAGGCGUUCGUCAGGCCUAUGAGCUGGUGGAUCGCUAUCAGCUGGUCAACUCAUACGGCCUGUUUAGGAGGAUGACGGGAGUGGGAGGUCGGCCGGAGGUCGUCAUUGAGGGAAGCAAUGAUGGAGUCACAUGGACUGAGAUUGAGUUUAUGUACAAGCCAGGAAACCUUAGUGCACCUCCUCCUGUGGUGACUCCUCAUCAGCCCAGGCUGGACUGGCAAAUGUGGUUUGCUGCCCUUGGGAGUCACAUGCAGGCUCCAUGGUUCACCAGCCUCCUAUACAGACUUCUUCAGGGCAAAAGCGAUGUAAUUGAGUUGAUCCAGACCGACGUUUCUCAAUAUCCGUUCCACCACCAGGCUCCUACCUACCUCCGAGCACACCGCUACAGAUACUGGUUUACCGAACCAAAGGCUGAUGGGUCUUACCCACAGCGUUGGUGGAGGAGGGUCUAUGAUGAAGAAUUCUAUCCCAUAGUGCAACUGGGCAACACCUACCUGGAGAGCAUGCUUAACCAGUUUGGACUGAAGGACAAGUCCCCUCCUCGUUUAUCUAACACGGCAGUUGCCAAGGCGGUGAGGUGGAUUCGCUCCCAGGUCAGAGGUGUUCCUGCUCACACACUUAUCUGGACUCUGAUUGGCUGCAGUGCGACUCUCUGUCUACUCCAAGGAUUACAAAACAGGAACAAGAACCCAGAAAGGACCUCUUUUCCUCCUGAGUCAGCUGAUAGUGCUCACACAGACAAGGUCCCUGAUGGAUCUUCACCCAGCUGUGGGGAGUCAGAUGAACAGCAGGCAGAGGUGGAGGAAGAGGAGGAGAAUGGAGACAGAGAGGACAGUGAAGAUGAGGUUGAGGAGGAUGGAGAGGAGAAAGACUCUGCUGGUGAAGAAGAGGACGAUGAGAGAGAUGAAUAAGAAAAAAAUAUCUCUGAAUGAAAAAGUUUAAAAGGAUGCAGGUAAUCCUGUAGUAGACUGUUUUCACCAACUGCCUUCAUAAACUGUGUCAGAAAUUACCAAAGAGAGUGUUCUGUGUGUAAUUUUAUUACGGCCAAUAUGGAGAACAUUUAUUUUUAUUUGCCUUCACUUUACUGCUGUGCUUCGAUUGUGUAUAAUUUAUUUCAACACUUAAUACCAUUUUAUGCAGAAGUUCAACAGAAAUGUUACCAGGUGUUCGUUGAUUUUUAAUCUCAGGUCAAACACUUAAAACAUUAAGCCAGAAAAAAAAACAAAUAGAGACCAUAUCAGAUCUCCUGUGUUAGCUGGGUUCUCUGACUCAUCAAGAGAGUAUAUUUUUGUUGCUUCUCGGUUUAUAUUAAUACUGGUGUUGAUGUGUUUGUUGGGUUUUGUUUUUGUCACUGUGGUCUUUUCUCUUGGCUGUAUGUACAAAUCUAAAAAAAUCACCUUUUUUCACUAAAGUAUCUUUUUCCCUCCAUAUUUGAAAUGAAAUGUCACACAUCAGUACUUUUUAAACAUUUAUUACAUUAAAAUACAUUAGAAUGGA
This is a messenger RNA of Cheilinus undulatus (humphead wrasse), 2879 nucleotides long. It is a transcript of the gene lmf2a, whose product is annotated as lipase maturation factor 2a. The record is from RefSeq and is a predicted model, not a curated record. Bases 107 to 2293 code for a protein of 728 amino acids. Gene Ontology annotation, cellular component: endoplasmic reticulum membrane. The transcript is spliced from 14 exons. Gene Ontology annotation, biological process: protein maturation. Lineage: Eukaryota; Metazoa; Chordata; Actinopteri; Labriformes; Labridae.